This is a messenger RNA of Scheffersomyces amazonensis, 471 nucleotides long. RefSeq lists its product as uncharacterized. The coding region runs from base 1 to 471 and encodes 156 amino acids. The transcript has a single exon. The record is from RefSeq and is a predicted model, not a curated record. NCBI's taxonomy places the organism in Eukaryota, Fungi, Ascomycota, Pichiomycetes, Serinales, Debaryomycetaceae.
AUGGGUGCAAACAAUAAUCAAGAUGAUGAGGAAGAUAAAGAGUUAAAGCAAAUCUGGUCAUUAUUUCAAGAUUCACCAGAAGAUAUUCAGGAGAGAAGAAAAAAUAUUACGAAAGUUAUACAAGAUAAUACAACUUCAGUAUAUCCAACACAAAUAUCGAUAUUUACUGCCUUAGAUGAGUUAAUAGCAUGUUUCUCACUUGGUGGUCAAGUUAAAAACUAUUAUAGAUAUGGAAAUUAUGAUGUGUGUAAGAGACAACGAGAAAAAUUCUGGUUUGCUAUUAAAAAUGGAGGCUUUUCUGAACUGAAUGAUAAUGUAGACUUUAGUAAAUUAUCAUCGAAAGAUUUAUCCAAGUAUACUAAAAUUCAAGAUUUCUACAAGAAUAGGGUAUUGGAAGAUAAGGCAUUAGGAAGCUCUGAGGAUAUAUGGGAUGAAAGAAAAGAAUUAUUGGGAGAUCCGUUUAAAAAAUAG